This is a messenger RNA of Octodon degus (degu), 4397 nucleotides long. It is a transcript of the gene Gpr22, whose product is annotated as G protein-coupled receptor 22. The transcript has 3 exons. Gene Ontology annotation, cellular component: membrane. Lineage: Eukaryota; Metazoa; Chordata; Mammalia; Rodentia; Octodontidae. Gene Ontology annotation, biological process: G protein-coupled receptor signaling pathway. Bases 1341 to 2639 code for a protein of 432 amino acids. The record is from RefSeq and is a predicted model, not a curated record. Gene Ontology annotation, molecular function: peptide binding; G protein-coupled receptor activity.
CUGCAAAAGCUGCUCAGAACAGGCUUUCCUCGGGAAAAGCAGUGCCGUUCCUUUUUAGAAAGACUGAAUCUAAAUGUUGUCUCUGGAGACAAGAAGGCUUCAGUAUGUUAAAUUACUUUCAUUAUGUAUUUUCAGAGGCUUAUUGAUUGCACAGUGGGAAGAGUGAGAGACUGCAGCAGCCUCUAAGCAGCACUACACGUUCCAUACAUUAGCAGUCCUGCUGAAACAAUGGCACAGUACAGACACAUAUUUUCAUUAAGGUCAUUUUUGAAGAGCUGUUUACGACCCUCUUCCCCCAUCCUCUACUAACAAGUGAACAAAAUGAAUCAAUCAAAUGGAAAAUGCUUCAACUACAUCAAGAAUUUAUCAAAUCUUUAGCAGAGGCCCAUAACAACUAAUUUAGCAUUUACAACUGGCAAUAUGAAGAAUGCAACUGAGAAUCUCCCUGGGUCUCUAAGGCAUGAACUGCAAGAUAUUCUUGUAACACAUGAUUUUAAGAAACUAAAGAGUUAAAAGGAGGUACUAGGUCUACAGUACUGCUGGAAUAUAACAAAUGGACAGAAUUUCAAGAAGAUGCUAUAUAAAAUAACUCCAAAAAGAAAUACAAUAUAACUGUAAAAGCUUGAAAGCAAAAUGGUGAGCAUUUUUAAAUGGGGUGUUUAUAUUGUAACAUAACAGAAUUGUGGAAGCUACUGAGACUGGAAGAAAGAAUGAAACAUGAAUUUCAAAAAGGAGAAUGACAUACUUAAUCAGCAAGUAAAAUAAAGUUUUCCCAAGUGUUUUCUGCACAAAAUAUUCAGAUAUUCCAAUCAAUUGAUAUGACUAAUGGAUUUUUCCAUCUGAGUUUUAUGACCAAUUAUGUAUCCUCUUCUAAUGAAAACAAACCAAAUUAAAUAGCAGAUGGUUUUUAUCAAAAGAAUGUGGACUGGAUUUAUAAUACAAAACAAGUUAUGUUAUCAAGAAAUCACUUCAAAAUAAUGAGGGCUGCUAUAGAAAAAGACUUACAAUUGUAACAAAAGGAUGUCUAAAUACAUUUUUGAAGUUAGAAACCCUGUGUUUCUUUUUCUAUUUUCACAUAUCUUGGAACAUAAAAAGACACAUAAACUCCCUCAAAGGGAAACAUAAUUCCAUCAUUUGGGGAAAUUUCUCUUGGUCGUGACUUUUUAAAGCAAAACAAACACAAACAUUAUGUACUGUUCUUUAGAUAUCCAUCAGCCAACUAAAUCUCAUAAUUCACGCAGUUGAACUACUGGAGAGAAAAUUAAAGAAUUCCUACAAGACAUGAAAUAAAACACAGCCACUUCACUGUUGUCAGGGAAAAAACCAACUGCUCCAAAAGAAUGUGCUUUUCUCCCAUUCUGGAAAUCAACAUGCAGUCUGAAUCGAACAUUACAGUGCGAGAUGACAUUGAUGACAUCAACACCAAUAUGUACCAACCACUAUCAUAUCCAUUAAGCUUUCAAGUGUCUCUCACUGGAUUUCUUAUGUUAGAAAUUGUGUUGGGACUCGGCAGCAACCUCACCGUAUUGGUACUUUACUGCAUGAAAUCCAACUUAAUCAACUCUGUCAGUAACAUUAUUACAAUGAAUCUCCAUGUACUGGAUGUAAUAAUUUGUGUGGGCUGUAUUCCUCUAACUAUAGUUAUCCUUCUGCUUUCACUGGAGAGCAACACUGCUCUCAUCUGCUGUUUCCAUGAGGCUUGUGUUUCUUUUGCAAGCGUCUCAACAGCAAUCAACGUUUUUGCUAUCACUCUGGAUAGAUAUGACAUCUCUGUAAAACCUGCAAACCGAAUUUUGACAAUGGGCAGAGCUGUGAUGUUAAUGAUAUCCAUUUGGAUUAUUUCUUUUUUCUCCUUCUUAAUUCCCUUUAUUGAGGUCAAUUUUUUCACUCUUCGAAGUGGAAACACAUGGGAAAACAGGACCCUUUUGUGUGUCAGUACAAACGAAUACUACACGGAGCUGGGAAUGUAUUAUCACCUCCUCGUACAGAUCCCAAUAUUCUUCUUUACUGUUAUAGUAAUGCUGAUCACGUACACCAAGAUACUUCAGGCACUUAAUAUCCGAAUAGGCACGAGGUUUUCAACAGGGCAGAAAAAGAAAGCAAGAAAGAAAAAGACAAUUUCUCUAACAACACAUGAGACUACAGACAUGUCACAAAGCAGUGGUGGGAAAAAUGUAGUCUUUGGUGUAAGAACUUCAGUUUCUGUAAUAAUUGCCCUCCGGCGAGCCGUGAAACGACACCGUGAACGACGAGAAAGGCAGAAAAGAGUCUUCAGAAUGUCUUUAUUGAUUAUUUCUACAUUUCUUCUCUGUUGGACGCCUAUUUCUGUUCUAAAUACCACCAUUUUAUGUCUAGGCCCAAGUGACCUUUUAGUAAAAUUAAGAUUGUGCUUUCUAGUCAUGGCUUAUGGAACAACUAUAUUUCACCCUCUAUUAUAUGCAUUCACUAGACAGAAAUUUCAGAAAGUUUUGAAAAGUAAAAUGAAAAAGCGAGUUGUUUCCAUAGUGGAAGCUGACCCCAUGCCUAAUAAUGCUGUAAUACAUAACUCUUGGAUAGAUCCAAAAAGAAGCAAAAAAAUUUCCUAUGAAGACAGUGAAAUAAGAGAGAAAUGUUUAGUACCUCAGGUUGUUACAGACUAAGGAAAAUUGUGAAGUUCACCAAAUCUAUCUUCAGGAGAGUUUUAAAUUUAAAUUGUAAAACAUGAAAUUACUGCCAAAUAUAAGAAAAAACAUUUUAAGUAUUGGUUAUGUUGUAAAUUUUCAAAUGUGAAUGUCAAUUAGCUUAGGUCAUAUAUAUCAAUUUCUUCAUUACUUAAUGUAUUUGUUGCAUGGCAGUUUGUUAAAGUACUAUCAUGUGUAUAUUUUGUCAAUAAUAUGUCCAUCAGAAGAUAUUCAUGUAAGUCAUAUUUUUAAAGAAUAAAUACAUAGCCUUAAAACAGUGCAUAACUUAAAAAUGUAACUGAUACAGGUAUCUGCUUUUUAAAAAUAUAUAAAGUGUAUUGUUUCUAAAUCACAAACUACAGAUAUAUUUGUAUGACAACUGGAAUAGCCUUUAACAAGAACCAAAAUUACAGGCUCAAAACAGUCCACGAGUUUCUGUAUCACUGUUUGUUUCCUGGUAUAAUAUACUUGCUAUAUUAUAUCAUGUUUCAUAAGUAAUGAACUAUGUAUGAAACUUUAUUCUUCCUUUUGAAUGUAGAAAACCAUAAGCUUUAUUAGUACUUUAAAACCUCAAGAACCAAAAACAAACAUCCCUAUAUAUGCACACCAAGAUAGGGAAAUUUUUAAAGUUUAUUAUUGAAAAAGAAAAAAGACUGAUCUUCUAAGAUCAAAGAUACUAUGCCUAUAACAUUAAAAAUAAUAAUAAUAAUAACAGAGGAAAGGAAAAGCACCUUUUUCUUCCCUCCUUCAUUUGCUUGGUUCUAAGCCAAAUGUUCUAGGUCAUCAAAAUACUGAUUAAAAACCAGUGGUUAAAAUAAAGUGAUUUCUAACUUUAUUCAACUUGGCCUUUUUGUAUAAACUAAGUUAACCAUACAAAUCUGAAUACUAGAAAGAAGAAAAAAAGGAUUUUUUUAUAGUGCUAUAGAAAAGCCUAACAAAGCUGUUUCUAACUUUAGAUACAGAGCAACUAGAGUAAUACAAUUUAUACAAUGUUCCUAAGCAAUCACAACUCCCAAGCUUUUUAAAAUAAAGUAGAUCUGUUUCCACUCUGAAAAUAAUUAAGAUAAUGAUAAAUCCUGUCACUUUUUCUACUUCACCACAAUAUAAUAAUCAUUUUUCUCUUCACUCCUCAAUUCAUGUUAGAAAACCAUGAAAUUACUAAUUCUAACUAUAGAUUAUAAGAUUGAAAAUCUACAGCAAAUAAAUAUUUUCAAUUGGUAUAAUGUAAUAAUUUGACAUUAAGUGCUAAGAUCACUAUCAGAAAGAUAGCAAUAAGUUAUUUAAAAUAAGCCAAGUACUUGUUAUAGUGUAAUUUAUUAGCUGGACAGCAAUUAUUAUUUUUAAUACUAUAUUCACUUAAUAAUGUAAAACUCAUUUUUAAAUUAAAAAAGUCAGACAAUAUGUCAUUUUAUACAAAUAAAUGAAAUUCACCAAGUCUAGUUUACUAAAUACUCUAAUCCCUGAGGAAAUGAGCAUCAUGCAUUAGCUUGAAUUCACUGAGCUUACUGGCAAAUUAAAUAGUGAUUUACUUCUGAUAAUAAUGUUAACAUAAUGUUAAAUCUUGGCAAACACCCAGUUUCCUUUUGCUUUUCUUCCCACUGUUUUAUGGAAUUAAAAAAACCCUUCAGCUUGACAAAAUGUAGCAUAAGCAAGACUGAUUUUUUUUUUUUUAAUCCUGAAAAGAAACUAACAUAUCAUGGACAAAAGUGUUAAGAAAAUUUUUAAUCAAUAAACAUA